Lobosporangium transversale is the source of this 840-nucleotide messenger RNA. RefSeq lists its product as hypothetical. The record is from RefSeq and is a predicted model, not a curated record. The transcript has a single exon. Bases 44 to 826 code for a protein of 260 amino acids. Lineage: Eukaryota; Fungi; Mortierellomycota; Mortierellomycetes; Mortierellales; Mortierellaceae.
AGAAAAAAGCCCCUAUUCGUUGAAUGAUGAAGCGCUUGCUUCUAUGGUAUCGUCAGUGGCUGUCAAUUCUCACUUUCGCCGAUCGAAACCGAAACGCCGAUUUACACUGAACACGACAUUUCACCAAGAGGCGCCUUUGACUAUCGAACAACGAAAAUGCGAGUUCUUGAUGGAUCAGAUCACAGUACUUCAGCGAGGAUAUGAUAAACUAAGACAGGAAAAGGCAACGGUGGAACUUCAGUUGGAGAUGAUGCAAAGACAACAUCAGUUUCUUCAGCAUCAGCUGAUUUUACACCAAAAGCGCAAUAAGGAUCUGACGUUCCCAACAGCUACAAAAGGUCUAUUGCUGCCACCAGUAAUCCAGCCUUCAACUGAGAAACAGGGAGUUUUAAUAGAAUUAAACGAUAGCAGCGAUGAUAAUAGUAAUGGUGGUGAUGAUACAGGAACGGCAGUAGCAGUAGCAGCACUAACGCCAACAACAGCUGCUAUUACUACCACUCUUGCCAACGAAAAGCAAAACCGUGUUGAAGAAGAAAAAAAUGAAAAGACUCGUAUUCAAGCUCAUGUCAUUCGACCGAACCCUGAAUUAACACGUGAUGAGCGAUUUGGCAAUUCGCUGCAACAGCAACAGCAACAACAACAAGCAUCCAACCAAGUGGAGAACCACAAGGCAGCGAUUAAUACAAAAUAUACCCAUCCUAUCCACACAAAUGCAUACACACAGGCACAUACACAAGCACAUUCUAAUUAUCCUCCUAUCUGUGGUUCCGAAAAGUGGGAUAUUCAGCAUUGCAGUUGCUGCAUGGGAGUCCUGAUUGAUAUUUGAUCAAGUUCAUCAAG